Messenger RNA from Xenopus tropicalis (tropical clawed frog), 2793 nucleotides. RefSeq names its product leucine rich repeat containing 32, gene 1 (gene lrrc32). The coding region runs from base 405 to 2405 and encodes 666 amino acids. The transcript has 3 exons. The record is from RefSeq and is a predicted model, not a curated record. NCBI's taxonomy places the organism in Eukaryota, Metazoa, Chordata, Amphibia, Anura, Pipidae.
CUGCCGGUUCUGACUUUAAACAAUGUAGCAGAAGUUGGACCUCCUCCAGCCCAGACUCCAUUUCUUGCUCUGCCUUUUGUGUUUCUUUACAUGUCAGUUACACUAUUCAGAACCGCCAGUGCAUAGAGCAGUAAGGGAGUAGGAAACGGGCCGGUACUGAGUGUUUCCUUUUCUUUCUUCUUCAAAGAGUCCAUAUGAUUGGCUAAUUGGGAUCCGCUCUCUUAAUUGGGGAUUUUGCUUUAAUCUUGAACUUCCACCCCCGGAACAAAACUGCAUUUAUGUUUAUUAAUCAGCCUCUGACAACAUUUAGUCUCGGCUAAUGGCUCUCAGUCCAUCAACUGCCGGUACUGACUAAUGGCAGCUCAUCUGCACCGACUGAACUCCCUCAGAUUAAAGACAAAGCCAUGCUACUGUACCUUCUGCUUGUCCUGGGAUUGGUGGAAGAAGGGAUCUGCAUGCACCGCCCCCAAUAUUCUCCCUCGUGUUUAACCGUUAAGAUGACUGCCCACUGCCAUAACAAGUCUCUCCAACAAGUCCCGCUGGACCUACCCCCCGGCAUCCAAACACUUGACCUGUCCCACAACGACCUUGAGAACAUCACAGAGGAUCAUCUAAUGAAGUAUUCGUUCCUCGAGAGUCUCGACCUGAGCUCUAACCAACUGAGCUUCAUUCAGCCGCACUCUUUUAGGAAAAUGCACAAGUUGAAGGAAAUUAAUUUAUCAGGCAACGACUUGGACAGCUUUGUCCAUCAUAGAGUAUCAGGAAUUGGGGUGCUACCUUAUGUUCAAACAUUAGACCUAUCCCGGAAUAGUUUGUACAACGACAUGAUUGGUUAUUUCCUACAGGAAGCCCCACGCUUGCAGUAUCUCUCGUUGCACGAGAAUAGUAUUACCACCAUUUCCUCGGAUCUCUUUCAGGGGUCGCCAUUACUGGCAGAAGUGGAUUUGCACAAUAACAUUAUAAUGGACAUAGAAGAAGGAUCUUUUGAAUACCUGAAGCACCUCUCCAUGAUCGAUCUUUCCAUGAACUCCAUCACCUGCAUCUCGGAUUUUAACCUUCGACAACUGAAAGUUCUAAAUCUGAGCAAAAACAGCAUCAAGACGUUCCAUACGCCCGACUCGGAGGACGAGUACCUUCUGGAGAAGGUGGACCUCAGCCACAAUAAACUAUCAAGUUUCCCUCAGUUGCCUCGGGUUAACAAUGUGAUCUUUAUAGAUCUGUCCAAAAAUUAUAUUCACUUGGGCACAGAAACCCCUGGCGAGGACCCUGAUUGGAUGAAUUAUUCCUUUCAACUUGAAUUUGAAGAACAAAACCCUAAAAACAUCAGCACGGUUCCUCUCCCGAAGCUCAAUCAUUUAGACCUGAGCUACAAUAGCAUCAAAUCCAUCCCAGACGAUUUCUUUCUGACUAUGCCGUCCCUCACCUUCUUGAACUUGAGUAAAAAUUGCAUUCAGGUUUUGUCUUUGGGUCACUUUAGUGGGUUGAGCUCAUUGGCCACCCUUGAUCUAAGUGCUAAUUCUAUCCAGAACCUAUCGUUGGGCGCAAACUCUUUGCCCAGUUUACAACGACUUUACUUACAACACAAUCAAUUACGCCUGCUGGAACCCAGGAUCUUUCAAAGACUGGAGAGCAUUGUGCUGCUCCAUCUCCAGGGGAACCAUGUUGGACCAUGCAUGGCCGGCUUGGGCAAAGCAAAGCGAAGAACUCACGCGGAGGAAUACAGGUGCGUAGAAUUCUUUAAUAUUCCUACUCUCCAACAUUUAAACCUCAGAGAGAACAUGAUCCAAAGGAUACCAGCCUCUGCCUUUUGGGGGACUUCUUUGAAAGUUCUAGACCUGUCAAUGAACUUGGGCAUUAAAGUGAAGCCCAAUGCCUUGUUCGGCUUGGAAAAGACCCUUGAGGUGUUAUUUAUGGAAGGAAAUGGUCUUCCAUCUUUGAAUGUGGAUCUGCCUCUUUUUACUCAUCUGAAGUAUUUAAACCUUUCGGGAAACCAGUUAUCGGAGCUGCCCGAGUGGAACAGCGAUUGCCGCCUAGAAACCCUGGACCUGAGCCUCAACAGCUUCACCGGCCUGGAGGUCAGCAAUAUCCCAGUGUUAGAGAACACCCUAAAAACGCUUUCUUUGUACGGGAACCCCCUCAGCUGUUGUGCCAAUACGUGGAUAUCUCAUAUGAUCCGAAGGACUGCGGUGACCAUUGUGGCCCUCAACGCCACGACCUGCAACAUCUCCAAGCUGUACGAAGGGGAAAUGCUGGUCGAACAGAUGGAUCCGGAUAUCUGUGAGAAGGACUGGAAGAAAGUGAACGUUAUUGUGACUCUGGUGCUCGUGCUCUUGGUCAUCGCCAUUGGAAUUUGUUUCUUUUUCUGUUUUUGCAGAAAUAGAUUGAGUAGGAAAUAUAAAGCGUAAGGGGGUAAGUACCGGAUAGGGGGUAAAUACCACACAGGGGGUAAGUACCGGAUCAGGGUCUGACAGGUCAUGUUUGUCUUUAGGCAACUCUUUAUCAACAAAUAUCAAUUGGAAUACUGAUAGAAUACCUAUGGCGUUCCUAUGGGUUGGUAUUUUGUGUUUUUCAGCUUUCUGCCUCUAGGUACCACUGAUCCCAAAACCACAUGUACCCGGGCUUUACAGGGGUGUUAUCAUUUAUUACCCUACAUUUGAACCUAUAUUUUCUUAUUUAUCUCCUUUCCUCCUCAUCACUCAUCCCCCCAUACUCUUCAUGGGGAAUCCCAUAACCUGACUGCCCAUACAGUAAGGAACCCCUUCCUGUGCUGAUGGUGAGAUCUCCUUUCCUCGA